GAGGAAUAGGUUCAGUUGACCGCGAUCCUUCGCGAGUGCGGAUGUGCUCAGGGUUGCGCGCGAAUUUUCUUACGACUUCCUGAAAACUUUUCGUUGACGUAAUUCCGCAGUAGUCUUUUGUGUUAAGCAUUGUGGUUUGUUAUUACAUAAAUUGCUCAAUUAUUUAUUGUUGGUAUACCCAAUGCUUGAGGUGGGAGCGUGACCAUCAAUUCCACUAUGAGCCAAUGGUUGCUCAUCUUAACCAUCGUUUUCGCCAAUGUCAGAGAUAUAUCAGGUAGCUGGGAAGAAUGGUGGACUUACGAUGGCAUUUCAGGACCCGGUUUCUGGGGUCUAAUCAACCCCCAAUGGAACAUGUGCAAUAAGGGCAGACGACAGAGCCCUAUCAAUAUAGAGCCAGAUAAACUACUCUUUGACCCGUGGUUACGUGAUGUGCAGUUUGAUAAACAUAAAGUUAGCGGAGUGCUCCAAAACACGGGGCAGUCCCUAGUUUUCCGGGUGGAAAAGGACUCCAAACACCAAGUGAACAUCAGUGGAGGCCCCCUAUCCUACAGGUACCAGUUCGAAGAGAUAUAUUUCCACUAUGGAUUGGAAGAUAACAGAGGGUCUGAACAUCAGAUCGACCAUCACACUUUUCCUGGAGAGAUCCAAUUAUACGGCUUUAACAAAGAACUGUAUCACAAUAUGUCGGAAGCCCAGCAUAAAUCGCAAGGCGUCGUGGGGAUCUCUUUAAUGGUUCAGAUUGGAGAACCGAUUAACAAGGACCUGAGACUCAUAACGAGUGCUUUCAACAAAGUUAUGUUUCGAGGCAGUUCAUACCCCAUCAAGCAUCUACCUUUAAGCUCUCUACUGCCCAGCACGCAGCAAUACCUCACGUAUGAAGGCUCCACCACACACCCUGGCUGUUGGGAAACCGCUGUGUGGAUUAUAUUCAAUAAACCCAUUUAUAUUUCUAAACAAGAGAUGUACGCAAUCCGUCGCCUCAUGCAAGGAUCUCAAUUGACCCCGAAAGCUCCGCUCGGGAACAAUGCGCGGCCGGUACAACCGCUGCACCAUCGCACUGUUAGAACUAACAUCAACUUCAAUAAGCAGGGGAUGCCGGCAUCAAGCAACUGUCCAGAUAUGUACCGCAACAUGCAUUAUACAGCUACUCAAUGGCCUCGAGAACACAGCAUGCGUUACCGGAGCACAGAAGAUUUAGCCAUGUUAUCGCCCAAUUAAAACUAUUAUUAUUAUAUUAUAUUAUUAAUACUUAUUAAAUAAUUUAACCAACCUAUAAAAUCCAUAGUGACUCAAACAAUAAAUACCAUUGAUUUCGCUUUUCUUUAACAUUAUAAAAUACGUAGAAAGACAAUUAUUCUGUAGAGAACAUUAUAUUAUUAUUAUUAUUUGUUUCAUGAAGUCAAUUGAGUAGACAAUAUAUGCAAUACAUUAAAUGUAUAGCUUGGUUUGGAAGUUUCUAGAUUUUAGUCAUGUGUUAUUUAGAUGUAAAUAGUUACUGUACAUAAUAUACAUACGUACAUCUUAAUUCGUCCACAAAUAAAAUGGAGAAGCUUUAAUAAGCAUUGUUAAAUUCAUUUUCAAUUAAUAAAGUUUAUUUUGAACGCAUGUCUUUCUUCUACUAAUUAUGUAUAAAAAAUGUAUACAAAGGCUUUUGAAUAGAACAUAUAAAUAUAAAUAAAAUAAGUUAUUGUUUAAUAAUUAUUGUAUAAACUUCGUAAUAUUUAUGCAAAUAUUGGUUUAUAACUGAACAAAUGGCGUACAGUUAGCAGCGAAAUACUUGAAUUAAUAUUGAAGCUUUUUCUUUUAAAUGCAUUUUGGUGCUGACUGUACUUUUUAGUAUUGUGGUAGACUAUAGAUGCUGUGUUGUCUCUGUGUAAAAUAAAUAUUUACGACAAA
Colias croceus (clouded yellow) is the source of this 1896-nucleotide messenger RNA. It is a transcript of the gene CARPA, whose product is annotated as carbonic anhydrase-related protein 10. The coding region runs from base 217 to 1218 and encodes 333 amino acids. The record is from RefSeq and is a predicted model, not a curated record. The transcript has 11 exons. NCBI's taxonomy places the organism in Eukaryota, Metazoa, Arthropoda, Insecta, Lepidoptera, Pieridae. Gene Ontology annotation, molecular function: zinc ion binding; carbonate dehydratase activity.